This is a messenger RNA of Triticum aestivum (bread wheat), 1505 nucleotides long. RefSeq names its product putative tRNA (cytidine(32)/guanosine(34)-2'-O)-methyltransferase. Gene Ontology annotation, cellular component: cytoplasm. The record is from RefSeq and is a predicted model, not a curated record. NCBI's taxonomy places the organism in Eukaryota, Viridiplantae, Streptophyta, Magnoliopsida, Poales, Poaceae. Gene Ontology annotation, molecular function: tRNA methyltransferase activity. The transcript has 11 exons. Gene Ontology annotation, biological process: cytoplasmic translation; tRNA methylation. Bases 228 to 1181 code for a protein of 317 amino acids.
UUUUUGUUUUUGAGAAUAGGUACAGAUAGCAAGCCGUAUAGAGCGAGAUAGGCCCAACAGCCCAGCCCAGCCGCAAUCGGCACCUAGCAGACAGACUACCCGCGCCGCGCCGCCACGCCGGCCGCUCCUCCCUCCUCGCCGUCAUCUCCGAUCGGACCUCCGCGCACACCGCCCUCAGCCCCCGCCGCGCCGCUCCUUUCCUGCGCUGCACUCGGCUUCUCAUCGCCAUGGGCAAGGCUUCGAAAGACAAGCGGGACAUCUACUACCGGAAGGCCAAGGAGGAGGGGUGGAGGGCUCGCAGCGCCUUCAAGCUCAUGCAGAUCGACCAGGAGUUCAACAUCUUCCACGGAGUGAAGCGUGCCGUUGACCUGUGCGCCGCUCCUGGGAGCUGGAGCCAGGUUUUGAGCCGCAAUUUGUAUUUACCGGCGAAGCUAUCAUCUGACGGCAAAGAUGGUGGCCUUCCUCUCAUCGUCGCAAUCGAUCUGCAACCUAUGGCUCCGAUAGAAGGUGUCAUACAAGUGCAGGGCGACAUCACCAAUGCUCGAACAGCGGAAGUGGUUAUCAGGCACUUUGAUGGAUGCAAAGCGGACUUGGUUGUCUGUGAUGGUGCCCCUGAUGUUACUGGACUUCAUGAUAUGGACGAGUUUGUUCAGUCCCAGCUUAUAUUGGCGGCACUGACAAUUGUGACUCAUGUACUUAAAGUUGGUGGAAAAUUUGUUGCGAAGAUUUUCCGGGGUAAAGAUACAAGUCUCCUGUAUUGCCAGUUAAAGCUGUUCUUCUCACAAGUUACAUUUGCAAAGCCAAAAAGCAGCCGCAACUCAAGUAUCGAGGCAUUUGCAGUUUGCGAGAACUACUCACCUCCAGAGGGCUUCAAAGAGAAAGAUUUAUAUCACCUGUUGGAGAAAGUGGGAACUCCUUCUGGGGCUGAUGAUUUAGAUUGCAGAAGCGGAUGGUUGGAGGGACCAAACAAGGUCUACAUCCCGUUUCUGGCUUGUGGCGACCUCAGCGGUUACGAUUCGGACCGUUCAUACCCCCUCCCGAGCACAGAAGGCGGCACCUACCAGAGCCUAGAUCCAGUCCAGCCUCCCAUCGCCCCGCCGUACAAAACUGCGUUGGAGAUGAAGAAGGCGUCUAGCCACGGUGCUGGCGCAGAUACCAGCAAAUCAUCUCUCGACCCCUAAACUACAUUAUAGCUGCAGUUUAUGCUCAUCUACCCGAUCGCUACAUGGAAACAUGUGAAUCGGCAUGCAGCGACGUUCAGCACAUGCUGCAGAGUAGAUGCUGAAGUUGAAGCUGAAUUUUGGUUAUUCAUCCAAUCUUGAAGGCAAUAGCAUGCAGUAGAAGAGAUGGGAUGGUAUAAAUCCAGCGGUAUGCAUGCCAUGGGCCAAGCAACUCUGUAAUGAACUAAGCCUGGGAGGGCGCUCCUAUGGAUUUUCGACUAAGCUUGGAUCAUCAUUGUAGUACUUUGACUUGUGGUUAUUUCUGGUAUACAAUGCUUGAAUUUU